Chinchilla lanigera (long-tailed chinchilla) is the source of this 7638-nucleotide messenger RNA. It is a transcript of the gene Pkd1l2, whose product is annotated as polycystic kidney disease 1-like 2. Gene Ontology annotation, cellular component: membrane. Lineage: Eukaryota; Metazoa; Chordata; Mammalia; Rodentia; Chinchillidae. Gene Ontology annotation, biological process: detection of mechanical stimulus. Bases 1 to 7458 code for a protein of 2485 amino acids. The record is from RefSeq and is a predicted model, not a curated record. The transcript is spliced from 43 exons. Gene Ontology annotation, molecular function: calcium channel activity; carbohydrate binding; protein binding.
AUGUGCACUGCAGGCUUGGUGCUCCUGGGGCUCGCCCUGAGGCUUCAGGCCGCCACUGCUCAGCCAGAAGACCACAGCUUUUGUUCUAAGAACCAGGUGGCCUUCGGAAAUGCUUGCUAUGAGUUUGUGCCACUUGGACGCACCUUCCGCGGUGCCCAGAGCUGGUGUGAAGGGCAAGGAGGCCAUCUGGUCUUCGUUCGUGAUGAGCGCACCCAGCACUUUCUGCAGCGGCACCUCUCCCAGGACAGAGAGUGGUGGAUUGGGCUCACAGGGACCUCGGCAUGCAACGGGACCACGGGAGGGCCCGGGACCUGGUUGGACCUCUCCAAUGUGAGCUUCAGCAACUGGCAGCCGGGGAGGGCGGCUCCCGCUGCCCAGACCUGCGGCUACAUCAGCAGAGGCCCCUCCGCCGCGUGGGCGGCCGUGGACGACUGCGCCCAGACCUUUGCCUUCAUCUGCGAGUUUGAGAAUGGCCAGAGCCUGGCGUGUGAAGGCCUCAAUGCCACCAUGCACUGUGGCUCCGGAGAGGUCAUCCAGGUCCAGGAUGCCGUCUACGGGCGCCAGACCCCUCACUACUGCACCCAGGAUGCCUGGCGGCCCUCGGACCCGGAGGAGGACUGCAGCUGGGUCAGCGUCAGGGACGAGGUGGCAGGCCAGUGCCAGGGGCUGCAGGCUUGCCAGGUGGCAGCAGACGGGACCUACUUUGGAGACCUGUGUCCCAGCCGGGGCAGCUACCUGUGGGUGCAGUACCAGUGCCGGGAAGGCCUACGGCUGCUGGUGUCCAACGAAAGCUUCACCUUUGACAAUGUCACCAUCUCUCUGACGUGGCUGCUUUCUCCCUAUGUUGGAAACCUGUCCUGCAUCCUUAAUAUGGGAGAUGGCCACACCCUUGAUCCCUACUACCCCUCCAGCUUGUCCAGCACCGUGAGCCACCAGUUCACGUCCCCGGGAGAGUUCUCCGUGUUUGCUGAGUGCACAACCAGCGAGUGGCACGUGACAGCUCAGCAGCAAGUGACUGUGCAAGACUCAACGGAGAGGCUGCGUGUCACUGGGUGCCCCAGCCUGUCCGGCUCAGGAGCUGGCCUUCUCUGCAGGGCUGUCUUCGGGGACCCUCUGUGGAUCCAGGUGGAGCUCAAUGCAGGGGCAGGGGUGAUCUACGCUGUGCUCUUGGGUAACACAACCCUGCUUGAGUCUCCCACCCAGCGGGGCUCGCCGCCCUACAACCUGACCCUGGAUGGAGACACCCAGCACCUGCUGGGCCCUGGGCGGCACCUCCUGGAGAUCCGUGCCCAAAGUGACAGCUCCGCCUCCGCGCUGUCCCGGGACCUCACAGUGCAGCUCGUGGAGCUGCUGUCGGGGCUGCAGGCCUCCUGGGCUUCCACCCGCGUGGAGCGUGGACAGGACCUGCUGCUCAACGUCUCCGUGGCUCACGGCACUCUGGAGAGGCUGACCUUUGAGGUGACCGGUCUCAAUGCCAACUUCUCCCAAGAAGAAGAGAGCUUCGGGGAGCCAUCUGGGACUUACCGGGUGGCAGUUCCCGUCGAAGGCACCUUUGUGGUCACCGUGCGGGUGAGCAACGCCUUCUCGAACCUGAGCUUGGAGCUGGGAAGCGUCACAGUCACAGGCAAGGCUCCCGCUGUGUUCACAGGUCUCCGAGAACCAUCUGGAGCGAAUGCGGAAGGAAAGAAUGGAGACAAGGGGAGCGUGGAGCUGUACGCUGAGCCUGGUCUGUACGUGGAUCCUUUCACUACUGUCACGCUGGGCUGGCCAGACGGCGACAAGGACUUGCGCUUCCACUGGUCCUGUGGGCGCUGCUGGCCUCAGUGGAGCGACUGCGUGCAGAGGCGGCUCCUCCGCACAGACCAGCGGGAGCUGGUGGUCCCGCCGCCCUGCCUGCCACCGCCGGACUCCGCUGUCACCCUGCGUCUGGCCGUCCUGAGGGGCCAGGAGCUGGAGAUCGAGGCAGAGCGGUGCCUCUACGUGUCCGCCCCCUUGGACCUCAGGCCUCGGGUCAGCUGUGAGCAGAACUGCCGACCAGUGAAUGCCGAUGCGGACGUUCUCCUCAGAGUCACCCUGGGAGGCGAUGCCCCGGCCGCCGUGUUCAGCUGGUACUUAGACCAUCCCUCUGCAGAGCAGGCCGAGCCCCUCCCGACCGCCUGCGGCCUCCCGGGGUUUUGGCCGAGGUCCCCAGUCCUCCUGCAGAGUAACGCCUCCACACUGCUGCUGGACAGCCGCUCCCUGCGCUCCUGGGGCCAGGUGAUCAGGAUCCGAGCCACAGCACUGACCAGGCACAUGUAUGGGGAGGACACCUAUGUGAUCAGCACACUGCCGCCCCUUGAGGUGCCCACCUGUGCCAUCUUCCCAGAGGAGGGCACGGUUCUGACCAGCUUCGCCAUUCUCUGCAACACCUCUGUGGCCGUGGGCCCCCUGGAGUUCUGCUUCUGCCUGGAAUCAGGUUCCUGCCUGCACUGCGGCCCUGACCCAGUUCUCCACUCCGUCUAUCUGCCGCUUGGAAAAGAAAACAAUGACUUUGUGCUGACAGUGGUCAUUUCUGUCACCAAUCAAGCAGGGGACAGACAGCAGACCCAUGCAACCGCCAAGGUGGGACUUGGCGACACUUGUGUCGAGGAUGUGGCAUUGCAGGCUGCGGUGCUGGAGAAAAUCACUGCCACCCUGCAGGGUGAUGGUGGCCCCGAGCGGCUUCUCCAGCUGGCCAAGUCUGUGUCGUCCGUGCUGAACCUGAGCCCGGGCUCUGGGCCAUUCCUGGAGGCGGACACUAGGCGGAAGGUUAGAGAGCGUGUGCUGGGCUCGCUGUCCACAGUCUCGGCCAGCCUGGAGGACAUGCAGAGCGUACAGAGGCUGGCCGAGGUGCUGAGAGAGCUGACCCACCACUCUGAGCUCAUGCCCGCGGCCCGGGCCAGCCAGGCUCUGUACCUCGCCAGCGAGGCCCUGUUGACAGCGAGUGCCACAGCCCGUCCUGAGGACAGAAGGCGCCAGGUGGCCACCAGGGACCUGUUUGUGGCCGUGGGAAGUGUACUGGACGUGUCCCUGAGCUACAGACCAGAGGAGCCCGGGGAGACCAACGCCAGCCAGGCGGGCCCAGUGGCCUCACUGCUCAGGGCGGCAGAGCGCGUGCAGACUGCUCUCCUGCUGGGCACGUUGCCCGGGGGACCUCCGGCCAACCUGGCCACCCCCUCCAUCUCUGUGUACGCAGACAGGAUACAGCCGAGGAAGUGGCGAGGAGCCUCCCUGCACAUUGCGACUGCUAAGUCCGCGGCCUUCACGCUGCCCGCCGAGGCCCUCCGCUGUGCAGAGCACGCACAGGAGCCUGUGGACAUCAGGAUGAUGAGCUUCCGGACGAGCCCCUUCCCAGCCGGCAGCGGGUUUGCUGUCAGCGGAACGGUGGGCAGCUUGUGUCUGAGCAGCCCCAGCGGACGGCUCAUCCCUGUGAGGAACCUGUCCCAGAAGGCUGAGAUCCUUCUGCCUCGGCCUCCGGAGGGGCACACCACACCCAGCGUGUUGAACCUGACCGGAGCUGAGGUUCUGCAGGUGAACAGGACCUCCAGACGGUCGGCUCUGGGGGUCCAGCUGCACUGGGGACCCGGCGUCCCACUCACACUCAGCCUGGGCUACGGCUACCACCCCAACGCCACCAGCUACGACGUCCAAACCCGCCUGCUGCCUGCGGCUGCUCCAGAUGAGCCGGCCACGUGGAUCCUGGGCCCUGAGGAGUUGCCCUUCGGAGAAGGCAUCUACUACCUGAGUGUGGUGCCCGAGUCUGACCUGGAGCCGGCCCCUGGCGAGGACCUCACCGUUGGCAUCACCACCUUCCUGUCCCACUGUGUGUUCUGGGAUGAGGUCCAAGAGACUUGGGACGACUCCGGAUGCCAGGUGGGGCCGCGGACCACGCACUCCCGGACGCACUGCCUCUGCAGCCACCUCACCUUCUUCGGAAGCACCUUCCUCGUGAUGCCCAAUGUGGUUGACGUCCGGCGGACGGCAGAGCUCUUCGCCACCUUUGAGGACAACCCCGUGGUGGUGAGCACCGUGGGCUGCCUGUGCGUGUUCUACGUGCUGGCGGUGAUCUGGGCCCGGAGAAAGGACGUGCAGGACCGGGCCAAGGUGAGGAUCACGGUACUGGAGGACAACGAUCCCUUGGCCCAGUACCACUACCUGGUGACGGUCUACACCGGGCACCGGCGAGGGGCGUCCACAUCCUCAAAGGUGACCAUCACCCUAUAUGGCCUGGACGGAGAGAGCGAGCCACACCGCCUGGCAGACCCCGCGUCCCCUGGGUUGGAGCGCGGAGGAGUGGACGUCUUCCUGCUGUCCACCCUGUUCCCCCUGGGGGAGCUGCGGAGUCUCCGGCUGUGGCACGACAACUCGGGGGACCGGCCGUCCUGGUACGUGAGCCGGGUGCUGGUCCACGACCUGGCGACUGGCCAGAAGUGGUAUUUCCUCUGCAACUCAUGGCUGUCCAUCGAUGUGGGAGACUGUGUCCUGGACAAGGUGUUUCCGGUGGCCACGGAGCAGGACAGGAAGCAGUUCAGCCACCUGUUCUUCCUGAAGACGUCCACAGGCUUCCAGGAAGGCCACCUCUGGUACUCCAUCUUCAGCAGCUCUGCCCGGAGCCGCUUCACGCGGGUGCAGAGGGUGUCCUGCUGCUUCUCCCUGCUUCUCUGCACCAUGCUGACCAGCAUCAUGUUCUGGGGGGUCCCCAAGGACCCGGCUGAGCAGAAGAUGGACUUGGGGGACAUCGAGUUCACGUGGCAGGAAGUGGUGAUCGGGCUGGAGAGCUCCCUGCUCAUGUUCCCCAUCAAUUUCCUGAUCGUCCAGAUCUUCCGCCACGCCCGGCCUCGGGGCGCGAAGGAGCAGGAGGCUGGGACCCCCACCCUAGCCCCGUCACCACAGCCCCUGGACGAUGGCCUUGUGACGCCUGAAGCGGUGACCAAGGACACGCGGCGACUCAUCAGCUGUCUGUGCAGAGCCCUGAAGCUGCCCUCGCCGGCCUCGGGCUGGGACUCUCUGAGCUCGGUGGACAUCAACACACUGCUGGCCUUGGCGGAAGACAUCCUCUGCCCUCAGAACCCAGCCGGGCAGGGACGCCGGGAGGAAGCCAAGGGGAGAGAGGACGCCUUUGCCGUGGCCCCCGGGUCUGCGCCAGUGACAGAGAGGACACAGGGCCCCGGGCCCGAGCUGGCCCUGCAGGACCUCUGGAAGGACGACGCCCACAGGCAGUGCCUCUACCGCCAGCUGGAGCACUUGGAGCAGGAGCUGCAGCUGCUAGGACCCCACAGCUUCCCGCAGCGACACGGCCACGCCAGGGCGCUCAGGCAGCUGCAGACCCUGAAAGGCCACCUGGGAGUGGCCACCCCCACACAUGCCAGGGCUCCCCGCCCCGGCGCGCCCCCUCGAGGCCUGCCCUGGUGGUGCACCCUGGUGGGCUGGCUCCUGGUGGCAGCCACCAGCGGCACGGCUGCCUUCUUCACCAUGCUCUACGGCCUGCACUACGGGCGCGCCAGCUCCCUCCGGUGGCUGCUGUCCAUGGCCGUGUCCUUGGCGGAGAGCAUGCUGGUCACCCAGCCCCUCAAGGUGUGGCUGCACUCCAUGCCCUCCGACCCGGUUUCACGUCCUGGUACGGCUUGGGCUCACACUGGCGGUGACGUGCAGGUGUUGGGCUUCGCCGCUUUCUUUGCACUGGUCUCGAAGAGGGUGGACGAUGAUGAUGACGACGACGAGAUGGAGCUCCCCCUGCCAGGACGCCUGUCUGGCCCAGGUCCCUGUGCCAUCUUCCGGGCACGGAGACACAGCAGUGGGGACAUCUACCAGCCACCUCUGCCCGCCGCCAUCGAGAGGAUGAAAGCCACCCGGCUGAAGGAGCAAAAGGCAUUUGCCCUCGUCUCGGAAAUCCUGGUGUACCUGGGCUUCCUGUGGACGCUGCUGCUGGUGGCGUACGGCCAGAGGGACCCGAGUGCCUACCACUUCCACGGGCACCUUGAGCGCAGCUUCACCAGAGGCUUUUCCGAAGUGCUGGGCUUCCCAGGGUUCUUCGAGUGGGCCAACAGCACCCUCGUGAACAACCUGUACGGUCCACACCCAGGCUUCGUCACAGACGGGAACUCCAAGCUGGUUGGCAGUGCCCACAUCCGCCAAGUGAGGAUCCGGGGAAGCUCCUGCCCCCUGGCCCCGCAGCUGCAGGCUUCUCUGAGCGGGUGCCGCGCACCGUACUCCCUGGACGAGGAAGACCGGGCUGACUACGGGGAAGACUGGAAUGCCUCUGCGCUCGGUAGCAGUGACCGCUUUCCUCCGGCCUGGUGCUACCAGGGCCAGAGCCAGCGUCGAGGGUACCCAACAUGGGGCAAGCUCGCUCUGUACCCCGGAGGGGGCUACGCGGUCCCUUUAGGGACUGAGCGCCAAAAUGCAUCGAGGGUUCUCCGGUAUCUCUUUGACCACGCCUGGCUGGACACCCUGACCAGGGCCGUGUUUGUGGAGUUCACCGUCUACAACGCCAACGUCAACCUGUUCUGCGUCAUCACGCUCACACUAGAGACCAGCGGCCUGGGAACCUUCUUCACCCACGCAGCCCUGCACAGCCUCCGCCUGUCCCCCCUCACCGACGGCUGGCACCCCUUCGUAGUGGCGGCAGAGCUCCUGUACUUCGCCUUUCUCCUCUACUACAUGGUGGUACAGGGCCAGCGUGUGCGGAAGCAGAAGUGGGGCUAUUUCCGCAGCAAGUGGAACCUGCUGGAAGUGGCCAUCAUCCUGGCCAGCUGGAGUGCCCUGGUGGUGUUCGUGAAGAGGGCUGUCCUGGCUGAGCGGGACCUCCAGCUCUACCGGAAGCACAAGGCAGACGGGAUCAGCUUCAGGGAGACAGCAGCGGCUGAUGCUGCCCUUGGAUACAUCAUUGCCUUCCUGGUCCUCCUAUCCACAGUGAAGCUUUGGCAUCUGCUCAGGCUGAACCCCAAACUGAACAUGAUCACAUCAGCCCUGCGCCGCGCCUGGGGUGACAUUUCGGGCUUCCUCAUCGUCAUCCUUGUCAUGCUCCUGGCUUAUUCCAUCACAUCAAAUUUAUUAUUUGGUUGGAAGCUGUAUUCCUACAAAACCCUCUUCGAUGCAAUGGAAACGAUGAUCAGCCUUCAGCUAGGAAUCUUCAACUAUGAGGAGGUCCUGGACUCCAGCCCAGUGCUUGGCUCCUUCCUCAUUGGGUCGUGUGUCAUUUUUAUGACGUUUGUGGUGCUGAAUCUGUUUGUCUCCGUCAUCCUGGUGGCGUUCAGCGAGGAGCAAAAAUGUGGUCAGCUGUCAGAGGAAGCAGAAAUCGUGGAUUUGCUCCUGAUGAAAAUACUCAGUUUCCUGGGCAUCCGAUGCAAAAAAGAGGAGCCUCAGAGCGGCCCAGAACAGCCCAAGUCGCCCUCCACGGUUCAGUCCCCUCGGCCAGCACAAGCUUCUCCCAAGUUUUAAGCUGCCCACCCGGAUCGGCUCCAGCCUGCACUUCCCGGGGAGGGGGAGCCCCUCCAGGCACCAGGGUUUGUGUCCAUAGAUGACCCAGCAAGUAGAAAAGUAAGAACAUGUGCACCCUAAAAUUGGCACUGCUUCAAGAGCUGCUUGUUCCCGUUUCCUCCUACAAAUAAAGAAACUAUG